Gastrolobium bilobum is the source of this 750-nucleotide messenger RNA. RefSeq names its product F-box/kelch-repeat protein At3g23880-like. The transcript has a single exon. The record is from RefSeq and is a predicted model, not a curated record. Gene Ontology annotation, molecular function: protein binding. Bases 1 to 750 code for a protein of 249 amino acids. NCBI's taxonomy places the organism in Eukaryota, Viridiplantae, Streptophyta, Magnoliopsida, Fabales, Fabaceae.
AUGGCCAAAAAGAAGAGGAAGUCAAGUCUCCCAAUCAUCUGUGACGAUCUCAUGAUCGAGAUUCUAUCAUGGCUUCCAGUGAAAUCCCUUAUGCGAUUCAAGUGUGUGUCCAAGUCCUUCCAUUCCUUGAUCUCCAAUUCAGAUUUCGUGAAAUAUCACCUUCAAAGAUCACCUAAAAACGUCAGCAUGAUGUCAUGGUCAUCAACAGUCACAUCGAAGGGUGUGUUUCGCAAAUCAUACUCUAUGGCUUUACUCGACAACAACACAUCACCCAUCAUUGCUGAAGAUCAAUACCACAGGAUCGAAUUAAAGCGACAAGAAAGGUUUCUUCUUUCCUGCAAUGGUUUGAUCUGUUUUGUUUGUGAAGAUCACAUACGUUAUUGGGUUUGUUUAUGGAACCCUGCUACAGGGUUAACAUCACAAGAGUGGCCAUGUCUUCAACAUUAUUAUGUAAAUAGUGUGCUUGGUUUUGGAUACGAUGUUUCAUCCGACACUUACAAGGUUGUAGCAUUUUUUCAUAAUUCAACUAAAACACAUGUGAAGGUUUGCGGCCUAGGUGACAAUUGUUGGAGAAGCAUUGAAAGUUUCCCUGCUCUUCCCAAUUUGAGAGAGGGUGGAGUUUAUUUGAGCAGCACUCUUAAUUGGUUAGGAGAUCCCAAUUUCGGUUUCUUUUUGAAUAUUAAUCAGAUAGUGAUUGUUUCACUUGAUCUUGGGAAGGAGACAUUUAGACAAUUUAUUGCUGCCUCGUAG